AUGUCUUCGCCGAACGCAGGGGUUUCGUUCAUUUGCGCCAUCGUCGUCGCCGCGGCGUGCGGCGCCGUCGGCGAUGUUUCUUCGCUGCCCCGGCAACGGCAGCAUCCACCAGAGCUGGACGGCGGCGCAGGGAUCGGCGCGGCCCUGUGGUCAGCGGUGACCGGUUGUCUCGGUCCGGACUCGAUCGAGCCGGCCGCGGUGUGCUUCAAGUCCAAGGCGCUGACCGUCCUGGACCGCACGCUCGCCGAGUCCACCGCGGCCAUAGCGAACGGGGUUUCGUUGUCCUGUCGGGCGGGCCGGUCCCCGCAGCCGGACCAUUCGCUGGCCGCGGAGGCCGACCGUGCCGCACUAAAUGCCGCCGGCGACCCGGACCGCAAGAACGCCUUGUUGGACCGCAUGAUUGCCGACCGGAUGGACGCGCUCGUCGCCACCCGGACCAUCGUUCUGCAGGACGGGUCGGUCGUACAAGAAGGUGAGUAACUGUGCGCGUCGGUCGACCGGAAUAACACUGCCGUCUCGUUGUUUCGUUGACCGUGCACGACGCACGACUUGGACGCGGCGAGCUCAAUUAUUGCUUUGGACGCCCGUUUCCCACCGAUUCCGAGCAACGAUCAUUAUAACCGAUAUCUCAAAUGAGAUGCAUAAGUACGUUCACAGAACGAUUUCAUAUUAUUGUUCAAAUUAUAAAAGAUAAUAUUAACGAGUUUCCCCCUGCGCCCGGUCGGAAACCAUGUCCACCUUUCCGGGAACUUUCCGUUUUGGCGACUAAUCCCUUUCCCACAUAAACCCUCCCCUCCCCCUUUUCCCUGCCACUCAGAAGAUUAUCCUGUCAAAGUCGAAGUGUCCGAAUAGACCUUCUCGAGCGGUCCGAUGUUUUGAACGAAUGCAAUUUUAAUAAUGUUAUUACAGUGUUACAUACUCGUUCAAUUCGGUUUUAUACGCUUCGCACGCGGCGUUGAUAACACCAACUGAUCUGGUUUAAUUUCGGCAGGUCGAGGCAAGAAGAAACAACAGAAGACGAUCAGACAAGCAUUCAUGAUGGCCGGUUUAAUGGCCGUCGCCAUUCUCGUGCCGAUGGCGUUUAGUUUUGUCGCCUUGUUCACCACCAAGGCAUUGUUGGUCAGUAAAAUCGCACUGGUCGCGUCCAGUAUUUUGGCGUUCAAAAAACUCCUCCAGCCCAGUAAGAGCAGUGCUGGAGGUGGUCAUAAAAUCGAGAUCGUGCCGGAACCUCAUUACGUUGCUCACGAACCGAAUGCUCACAACACGGCGUACUCGAGCUAUGCGAAAUAGUCGAUAAUAAAUAUUAAAAUACCUUAUAAAAAUAUUGUACUUGUUACUGAGCGCUGUGCGAUUUUUUUCAUAUUUAUUUAUUUAUUUUUAAUUACAUAGUUACAGUAUCGCGUGUGUUACACGUUAUACGUUCACGUGAACCAACAAUAUGUUUAUGUACUUAGUAGUUUGGCUAAAAAAAAAACUAAAAUUAUAUCAGCAUAAUGUUAUUAUGCAUUUAAAAACAAAAGUUAGUUCAGGUUAAUACAUUCGUUGUGUGUUCAAACGCUUUCUCGAAAGUGUACACACAAUAUAUUAUAUUAUAA
Molecule: messenger RNA, 1595 nt
Organism: Cinara cedri
Lineage: Eukaryota; Metazoa; Arthropoda; Insecta; Hemiptera; Aphididae
Source: the annotation of a GenBank genome assembly